This is a messenger RNA of Brassica rapa (field mustard), 806 nucleotides long. Its product is annotated as monothiol glutaredoxin-S12, chloroplastic. Lineage: Eukaryota; Viridiplantae; Streptophyta; Magnoliopsida; Brassicales; Brassicaceae. Gene Ontology annotation, biological process: cellular response to oxidative stress. Gene Ontology annotation, molecular function: glutathione disulfide oxidoreductase activity. The record is from RefSeq and is a predicted model, not a curated record. Gene Ontology annotation, cellular component: cytoplasm.
AAAGAGAAAUCGGAAUAAAUUGCUGAGAAAGAAAGAAAGAAAGAAAGAAAGAAAGAGGAGAAAGAAGAAUCAUCGCAGCCUGCCAUGGCCGCAUCAGCCAAUCUCGGGAGCCUGAGAUCGACGACGACGUCGCUGUUUUUUUCGAAUCGGCCAUUCUCUUUGUCCAUGUUAAGAAGCUCCCUCGUAUUAAGGACAUGCCUUAUUAAGCCCACACCUCUCCGGCUCCUCGUGUCGUGGCCACCGCACCACGGCUCUUCCGUCAGGGCCAUGUCAUCAUCGUCAUCGUCAUCUUCCUUGGAGGAGACAGUUAAAACGACUGUAGCAGAAAACCCUGUGGUUGUCUACUCCAAAUCCUGGUGCUCAUACUCGUCGGAAGUGAAGUCGUUGUUCAAUGGGCUUCAAGUUAAGCCACUCGUUGUUGAACUCGAUCAACUUGGUGCAGAGGGGUCGCAGCUGCAGACUGUCUUGGAGAAACUCACUGGACAAUUCACUGUUCCUAAUGUUUUCAUCGUCACUGCUCCAUCACUUUACAAAUCUUAUUUCGUAUUUCAUGACCAGGAGGCAAGCACAUUGGUGGCUGCUCAGAUACGCUGCAGCUGUACAAUAAAGGACAGCUCGAGCCAAUGUUAGCUGAGGCCAAUGCCAAAACCGGUCGGACCUAGGGAUGAAACUGGUUGGAGAUUUGGUUACGUUUCCUUUUUGUUUUAUCAGAACCUCUGAAUUAAAAUUCUUCAAGUUGACAUGAUUUGGUGUUUUAACGUUACUGUCUGCAUAGAGAUUUCAUAAGAACCUAUUUUACGUACGUC